CCCGCACUAAAACAGCAGUAAUGCACCAUGUGAGAGACAGAAUACUCGACUCGCAAGAGCUGCAUCUUUUCUUUUCUUGUCUCGUGCAAAACGUCAUAUUCCUAGCUUUUGUGUGAGAAAAUCAUGUCUGCCACUGCGUUACGAGCAUCAUACAGAAUGGCGUCCCGCCCGCAGCAACGACUGGCGAGCAUUCAGAAGCACUUUAGCACGUCACAGUCCGCGAAGAAAGAGAUCAGAGACGCAUACAUUCUGUCUGCAAGCCGGACGCCCACGGGUGUUUUCAAUGGCUCUUUCACAACUGUGUCCGCGACACAGCUCGGCGCCACCGCCAUCAAGUCCGCAGUCGCCAAAUCGAACGUCCCGGUCUCCUCGAUAGAUGCCGUGUACAUGGGCAAUGUGCUCUCUGCAGGUGUGGGACAGGCACCCGCCAGGCAAGCUGCCAUCUUCGCUGGUCUGCCUACCAACAUCGAGGCCACCACCGUCAACAAGGUGUGCGCCUCCGGCCUCAAGGCCGUGAACCUUGCCGCACAGUCGAUCGAGCUCGGACAAGCAGAAGCACAGGUUGCCGGCGGCUUCGAGAACAUGACCCGCGUGCCCUACUACCUGAACAGGGCGAGCCAGCAACCCCCAUUCGGACACCAGAAGCUCCAGGACGGACUCAUCGGCGAUGGCCUUUGGGAUGUUUACAACCAGAUCCACAUGGGCAACUGUGCGGAGAACACUGCAAAGAAGUACGAGGUCACCCGCGAGGAGCAGGAUGAGUUCGCCAUCUUGACGUACAAGCGUGCACAGGAGGCUUGGAAGCAGGGACUCUUCAAGGAUGAGAUCGCCCCCGUCACCGUCAAGGGCAAGAAAGGCGACACCGUCGUCGAGGAGGAUGAAGGCUACAACAAGUUGAAGCUUGAGAAGGUUCCAACACUGAAGCCUGCAUUCGUGAGGGACGGUACUGGCACCGUCACAGCGGCAAACAGCUCGAGCUUCAGCGACGGAGCUUCCGCUUUGGUCUUGGGAAGCAAGGAGAUCGCACAGAAGUACGGAAAGGACAGCAGGGUGUUGGCGAAGAUCGUCACGUACGCUGAUGCUUCUGUUGAUCCUAUUGAUUUCCCAAUUGCGCCUGCAUCCGUUGUAGAGAAGCUCCUCAAGCAAUCCGGUCUCUCCAAGUCUGACAUUGCUGUCUGGGAAUUCAACGAAGCCUUUGCCGCUGUCAUCAAGGCAAAUGCUAAGAUCCUUGAUCUUGGUGUCGACAACGUCAACCCCAGGGGUGGCGCCAUCGCUCUUGGCCACGCACUCGGAAGCUCAGGAAGCAGGAUCCUGGUGACUUUGUUGCACCAGCUCGAGGUUGGCCAGUAUGGUGCCGCUGCCAUCUGCAACGGCGGAGGAGCAGCCACGGGAAUUAUUGUACAAAAGGUCAGCCCCGACAGCCUGUAAAUGGAUCAGCUGUCAUUUAGAUACGAUAUGCAAAAAUAAAAAUGUAAUGUACGACUUCAUACCCUGAGCUACCUGCCAACUAGACCGAACUUGUGAUACAGAUGGAUGUCCAACAACGACAUGUCUGUGCCCUCUCUGUACAUCGCCUAGCAAUAAAAGCAAAAAAAAUCAUGCAGAUUAUCAAAUAUCGACGUGGG
Messenger RNA from Aaosphaeria arxii CBS 175.79, 1625 nucleotides. Its product is annotated as thiolase. The transcript has 3 exons. NCBI's taxonomy places the organism in Eukaryota, Fungi, Ascomycota, Dothideomycetes, Pleosporales. The record is from RefSeq and is a predicted model, not a curated record. Gene Ontology annotation, molecular function: acetyl-CoA C-acetyltransferase activity. The coding region runs from base 124 to 1428 and encodes 434 amino acids. Gene Ontology annotation, biological process: fatty acid beta-oxidation.